AUGCAAGACACAAUCCAAAGAGGGAGUAUAAAAGCCCUAGUUUGUGGGCAUUCCUCGAUUAGUACCAGAAUGAAAGUUCUACUGGUGUCACUGUCUCUUCUGGCCCUGUGCCUGGGCGAACGUCGAACGUUCAAGGAUUAUCGUGUGUAUCGGUUGGAGCCACAGAUCGAAGAGCAGUUGGAGAAAUUGCGGCCGUUUGAGGCCACGAGCGAGAAAGUCAUCUUCUUGAAUGAUCUGCAUCUCGGUGCCAUUAAUGUGCUGGUUUCUCCCAGCUUCAAUGAGCAGUUUUUGGAGCUACUCAAGAUCUGGAAUAUCGCUCCAGAGCUCCUGGAUGCGAAUGCCCAGGAGAGCCUCUCGCUGGAUAUCGAACCCGUGGCGGAUGCGAAUCGUCGCAGCGAUGACUACUCCUGGACGGAGUACCACGAACUAAACGACACCCAUCGCUGGAUGCAGAACCUGGUAGAAAAGAACCCAGGCAUCGUCAGCACCUUUGUGGCUGGCCGCAGCUACGAGGGAAGAGAGCUCCUGGGCCUGAGGAUCAGACACAGUGCUGGGUCGGACGGGGGCGAACGUCAGGCCAUUUUUCUGGAGGGGGGAAUGCAUGCCAGGGAGUGGAUCAGUCCAGCCACCGCCACGUACUUUGCCAAUCAAUUGCUCAGCUCGCAGCAGCCGGAAAUCCAGAGCCUGGCGCGCUCCUACGUGUGGUAUAUCCUGCCUCAUGCUAAUCCCGAUGGAUAUGUCUACACUCAUUCCACGAAUCGCUUGUGGCGCAAGACACGUAGUCCGCAAGCGAAAAACUGCAUGGGAACCGAUCCCAAUCGGAACUGGGGCUUUCACUGGAACGAGGUGGGAGCCAGCGAUGAGCCCUGCUCGGAGUCGUAUGCCGGACGCAAGGCCUUCUCGGAGCCCGAGACGGAGUCACUCUCGCAGUAUCUGAUGACCCUACCAGAGCCGGUGUUCAUGUACCUCUCGCUGCACUCCUUCUCCCAGCUGCUGCUCUAUCCGUACGGACACACCUCCUCGCUGCCUGAGAACCAUCGCCAGCUGGAGCGCAUUUUCUCCGCUGCUUUGGGGGGUAUGAAGCGGCGAUUUGGCACCCGCUACACGGGGGGAAAUGUCUACGAUGCCAUCUAUCCGGCGGCAGGUUCCAGCAUGGACUGGGCCUAUGGGGUGCUCAAGACCAAGUACUCUUUCACCUACGAGCUGAGACCCUCGGGCUAUAGCUUCUGGACAGGCUUCAGGCUGCCGGCGUCACAGAUAAUCCCCACGGGACAGGAGACAACGGAUUCGCUGGUGGAAAUGGUAAAGGCCGCUGCCGCUAUCGAGGGCUACAAGUUGCAAUAAAAAGUAAAUACG
Molecule: messenger RNA, 1356 nt
Organism: Drosophila obscura
Lineage: Eukaryota; Metazoa; Arthropoda; Insecta; Diptera; Drosophilidae
Product: zinc carboxypeptidase
Exons: 2
Coding region: 1-1344 (447 amino acids)
Biological process (GO): proteolysis
Molecular function (GO): zinc ion binding; metallocarboxypeptidase activity
Source: RefSeq, a predicted model, not a curated record